GUUCGUGUUAAAUUUAUUUAUGAUGACUUUGCUUUUGCUUAAAUCAGCUGAAAUUUAAAAACAAACGUUUAAACUUAUUAGAUAUAUCUCAUUAUUCCUCUUUAAAUGGUAGAAUAACUUAUUUGUGAACUCUCCAAAUGGGUUUUUAAAGUAUUUGAGCAAAUAGGAUAUGUUAAUCGGUGGUCAUGUCAAAUUUAUAUUCCAAAAUAGGACCUAAGCCACCAAAACGUAUACAGGAAAAUAUUAAUUUAUCCCAAACUUGGAUGAAUGCUGAAGUUUUAAAUAAUGGGUCACUUAACUUGUCUCCUCCACACACCGUUUGCCAGAAGGAGACUUUGCCAAUAUUACAGCCAGUUAGUGCGCCCGAAUCACCUUCUUCGAGUUCAUGCAGUUCCCCGACAGUUUCUACAUCUCUCUUGGACUCAAAUUGGCAAGCAACUAAACACAACGUACGUCAGAGAAAUGCAGCAAUGUUUAACAAUGAAUUAAUGUCAGACAUAAAGUUCAUUGUGGGACCACCAGGAUCGACCCACGUUAUUCCAGCUCAUAAAUACGUUCUUUCUACUGGUAGUUCAGUAUUUUAUGCCAUGUUUUACGGAGGUCUUGCCGAGGUUAAAGAAGAAAUAGAAGUGCCUGACGUAGAGCCUUCAGCUUUCCUUGCAUUACUAAAGUACCUGUACUGUGAUGAAGCUCAACUUGAAGCCGAUACGGUUUUAGCUACACUGUAUGUAGCUAAAAAGUAUAUAGUACCACAUUUAGCUCGUGCUUGUGUUACAUAUUUGGAGACUAGUCUCACAGCUAAAAAUGCUUGCCUAUUGCUGAGCCAGUCUCGGCUGUUUGAGGAAUUUGAAUUGAUGCAAAGGUGUUGGGAAGUGAUUGAUGCACAAGCAGAAAUGGCUGUAAAAUCAGAGGGUUUCACUGAUAUUGAUAUGGCCACAUUAGAAUCAAUAUUAGCGCGAGAAACGCUGAAUUGCAAAGAAAUGGUUCUUUUAGAAGCUGCUCUCAAUUGGGCAACAGCGGAAUGCCUCCGGAGGGAGUUAGAAGUAACACCGCAGAACAAACGAGAAAUUCUGGGAAAUGCCCUUUAUUUAAUCAGAAUACCUACAAUGUCCUUGGAAGAAUUCGCAAACGGGGCCGCUCAAAUUGGCAUUUUGACUCAACAAGAAAUUAUCGAUAUAUUUUUUCAUUUUACCGCCAAUAACAAACCGUGUUUGCAGUAUCCCAUCAAACCCAGGUCCGGAUUGAAAUCUCAUGUUUGUCAUCGGUUUCAAUCGAGCGCGUACAGAGGAAACCAAUGGCGUUACAGAGGGAGAUGCGACAGCAUUCAAUUUUCCGUGGAUCAUCGAAUAUUUGUAGUGGGUUUUGGUUUGUACGGAUCUUCCAACGGCGGUGCUGAUUAUACCGUCAAAAUAGAAUUAAAGAGAUUAGGACGGGUUUUGGCUGAAAAUAAUACGAAGUUCUUUUCCGAUGGAUCUAGUAAAACUUUCCACGUGUAUUUCGAUAAUCCUAUACAGAUAGAGCCCGACGCAUUUUAUACAGCUUCUGUUAUUCUCGAUGGCGACAAAUUGAGUUAUUUUGGCCAAGAAGGACUUAGUGAAACGACGGUGGGUCAAGUAACGUUUCAGUUCCAGUGCAGCUCGGAGAGUACGAAUGGAACAGGUGUACAAGGUGGACAAAUACCGGAACUAAUUUUUUACGGUCCUUCUGUAAAUCUGUAGAAUAUACUUAUUCUAUUAUAAAUAGACUAGGUCAGGAAUAUGAUAUGCUAAAGAGCAUUUUAUAAAUUACAUUAUAUUAAGAGUUUUAAGGUUCUACAGAGUGACUACUUUUAUCUGUAAUGUAUUUUAAAAUUACUACAAGAGAAUCGUUUCAUGAAAUUUCUAUGUUACCUAUUUAAUAUUGAAUGAUAUGUAUGAAAGUUCAAGCGAAUACGUGCAUAAUGAAUUCAAAGCACAAAGAGAUUGUUUAUCUACUCGUAACUCUUGGCAAAAUCUAAUCAUACAAGCGAUUUGAAUCAAAUUUUCGUGAGAUGCAUCAUUAUGCAUAAUGAAGGCUUAUCGAUCAUGAAGUUUAAAGAUGAACUCUCAAUGAGCGAAAGAAAUUGUUUGGCUGGAAAUUGUUAAUUGGGUAAUAUCCAGGAGAGAGCAGGUAAAUAAAGCCUUUCCAAAUCCGCAUUAUUGACUGUCCUGCACUUUCCAUUAAUCCAUCCAUAACAAAAAAUUGAUAGUAUAGCGGAAUAAUUGGUUAUUUUUAUUAGAUUUGAAAUCUGAAUAUUUUUUUGGUAUUAAUUUAUUAAAGAACGAUAAAAUUGUAACAUUUUAAAAGACAUAGAUUGGCAUACACAUAUUAGGUACAUACUUGUUUAAUUUGAUAGUCGAGUGUAACAAUGAUGAUUUUUUAUAGAUGUGUUGAAUUAUUUAUAUUUAAUAAAACACAUUUAAAAACAAUGGGUUCCUUUAAUUUAGACGCA
Phyllotreta striolata is the source of this 2470-nucleotide messenger RNA. The record is from the annotation of a GenBank genome assembly. NCBI's taxonomy places the organism in Eukaryota, Metazoa, Arthropoda, Insecta, Coleoptera, Chrysomelidae.